AUGCUAGCAGUCGUCUCCACCCACCCCGAUUUCAACGCUCCCGACGCGGACGUGACCUUCCAGUCGUCCGAUGGCAUCCAAUUCCACAUACACCGCAAGCAUCUCGAAUCGCAUACGGGUGCAUUCCCCGGGAGCGAGUUCGACACACGCGGCGAGGUGACGCACCUCACGGAGCACAGCAAAACGCUCGCGAUCCUCUUCCAGUUCGUGUACCCGCGCAGGCACCCCACGCUCCAGGACGCGGAUUUUGCGACACUUAUGCCUGUCGCAGAGGCAGUGGAGAAGUACCAGGUGUUCUCAGCGAUGAAUACGUGCGAGGCACGUUUGAGGUGGGUGUGA
Molecule: messenger RNA, 339 nt
Organism: Cyclocybe aegerita
Lineage: Eukaryota; Fungi; Basidiomycota; Agaricomycetes; Agaricales; Hemipholiotaceae
Source: the annotation of a GenBank genome assembly